ACCAGAUGGUAGUUGAGAGUCUUCAGAUGACACAUGUUCUAUUCCACUUUACAACUAUUGCUUGGCGCCAAAGCACACAUCUUCCCCGCCAAAAAAACCCAAAACCCAUCAUAAAAACCCUUUGUAUUCCUGAACAGAAAAUCAGCAACAAAUCUGACGAGAAAACCCCAACACCAUCGAUGGCCGCAGAGAAACAGUACUGGCUUCUCAAGACGGAGCCGGGUGAGUGGUCGUGGGAGGACCAAGCGGCCAACGGCGGCGUAACCAAGUGGGACGGCGUCAAGAACAAGCAAGCCCAGAAGUACCUCAAGUCCAUGAAGCUCAGCGACCUCUGCUUCUUCUACCACUCCGGCACCAAGGCCCGCCGCGUGGUUGGUGUAGUGAGCGUCUUGCGGGAAUGGUAUUCGGAAGGCGGGGAUGAUGCGGUGGUUGAUGUGAAGGCGGUUGGGGAGAUGAGGAGGCCGGUGGACUUGAAGGAGAUGAAGAGGGAUCAGGGGCUCAAGGGGUUUGCUCUGUUUCGGCAACCGAGGCUUUCGGUGGUGCCGGUUUCGGAGGAUGUUUGGAUGAAGAUUUGUGAUUUGGGAAGUGGCUAUGAAGGUGAUGGAAAUGCUUUUGAGGAUGAUGGUAGUGGUGGUGAAUCUGGUGGAGAAGGAGAUGAAUGAUUUUGUGGGUUUUUGUUUUUUGCAUGGUAGGUGUUUGCGGUAAUGUCACAAUGGCAAAACUUCCUUGUAUUUUGGGUAGUGCCAAUGGAAAAUGGUAGUUUUUUGUGUAUGGUUUGAUCAUGGAAAGGGAGAAAGGGUAUUUUAGCAUGUAAUUAGUAGGUUCUUCUAGUGAACUUGUAGCUACCUACUUUGCUUUGUGUAGAUCUUUUGUAUGCUCAACAAAAUUCAAGGCAGUUGUCUUUUGAUUUU
This is a messenger RNA of Pyrus x bretschneideri (Chinese white pear), 911 nucleotides long. RefSeq names its product thymocyte nuclear protein 1. The transcript has a single exon. The record is from RefSeq and is a predicted model, not a curated record. Lineage: Eukaryota; Viridiplantae; Streptophyta; Magnoliopsida; Rosales; Rosaceae. Bases 6 to 662 code for a protein of 218 amino acids. Gene Ontology annotation, cellular component: nucleus.